UAGUAAGUAAAGUGGGCGGAGGAGGGUGCAGCUCUCUGCUAUUACGUCAGUGUACAUCACAGGGACACACAGGACCUUUUUGCUUCAGGUACUCGGGGUGACUCCCUGCACAGAAAAAAAAGGCGAAUCUCGGUCACCCUAAACACGCUCACCUUCCAAGCAAAAGGAUUUGGUAUCCGAGCGCACGCUGGCCAAAGUUCAACAGCAGCAGUGCAGUGGAGCAGGGAGCUGUCCGUGGUGCUGAAUUCAUCAGCUAACAGAAAUCCCCAUUGCACACUCAUGUGCUUGGGCCGCUCCUGAUACAUCCCAUUCCUAGCAGCAAUUGACCACCACCUCCACAUCCAAGAUGGACGACGACGGGCGUUACAGGGACAGCCGCUCCGACUUUAUCCGCGGCGCCAAGGACAUUGCCAAAGUGGCCAAGAAACAGGUUGGCAAGAAGGUGGGGCGCAGCGUGGACAAAAUGGCCGACGAGUACACCAAACGCUCCUAUAAACGCUUUGAGGGCGAUGAUGAUGAUGAUGACGACUAUGGCGCUGUGCCUAGCAACGACGGCGGAUAUUACCGAAAUGACAGCCGGGCCAAUGAUGAUGAAGGUCACAGCGACUCCACUGAAGGACACGACGAGGAUGAUGAGAUCUAUGAAGGAGAGUACCAGGGUAUCCCGAGGGCUGACUCGGGUAAGGCUGGCGACAUGGACGGCGUGGCGGCCGCCCAGGCACAACAGUUCAGGGAUCUGUCAGCCUACGAAAGUGAGAGGAGGAAAGACCAGGAGGAGUUGGCUCAGCAGUAUGAGACCAUCCUGCAGGAGUGUGGCCAUGGGAAAUUCCAGUGGACACUCUACUUUGUCCUGGGGCUGGCGUUGAUGGCUGAUGGCGUGGAGAUCUUUGUGGUCGGCUUCGUUCUGCCCAGUGCAGAGAAGGACAUGUGUCUAUCUGAGCCCAACAAGGGCAUGCUGGGUCUGAUCGUGUACCUUGGGAUGAUGGUUGGGGCCUUCGUGUGGGGUGGCCUGGCUGAUCGGAUUGGCCGUCGGCAGACCCUCCUUAUCUCCCUCUCCAUCAACAGUGUGUUUGCCUUCUUCUCGUCCUUCGUCCAGGGCUACGUCUCGUUCCUUUUCUGCCGCCUGGCCUCUGGUGUGGGUAUUGGUGGCUCCAUCCCCAUUGUGUUUUCCUAUUACUCUGAGUUCCUGGCCCAGGAGAAGCGAGGAGAGCAUCUGAGCUGGCUCUGCAUGUUCUGGAUGAUCGGUGGUAUCUAUGCCUCCGCCAUGGCCUGGGCCAUCAUCCCACACUAUGGCUGGAGUUUCCAGAUGGGCUCGGCCUACCAAUUCCAUAGCUGGCGUGUCUUUGUGUUAGUGUGUGCCUUCCCCUCUGUGGCGGCCAUUUGUGCCCUCACCACCAUGCCCGAGAGCCCCCGUUUCUACCUUGAGAAUGGAAAACAUGACGAGGCAUGGAUGAUUCUGAAGCAGGUCCAUGACACCAACAUGAGGGCCAAGGGCUACCCAGAGAGGGUCUUCACGGUGACCACCAUCAAAACAGUGAAGCAGAUGGAUGAACUGGUGAACCUGGGUGAUGGUGCCGCCUGGCAUGAGAAAUGGAGGACAAAGCUCUCUUCACUAUUCCAUCAGGUAUGGAGUAAUUUCCUGACCAUUUUCUCCCCCGAGUACCGCCGCACCACCUACAUGAUGAUGGCUGUGUGGUUCUCUAUGUCCUUCAGCUACUACGGUCUGACAGUGUGGUUCCCUGACAUGAUCAAGUACCUGCAGAAGCAGGAGUACGCUUCGCGCACCAAGGUUUUUGUUAAGGAGAAAGUAGACCAUGUCACCUUUAACUUCACUCUGGAAAACCAGGUCCAUCGCCAAGGAGAGUACUUCAACGACAAGUUUAUGAACCUGAAAAUGAGGUCUAUGGUGUUUGAGGACUCACUGUUUGAGGAGUGUUAUUUUGAGGACAUCACCUCCAGCAACACUUUUUUCAAGAACUGCACCUUCAUUGCCACCCUCUUCUACAACACAGAUCUCUUCAAGUAUAGGUUGGUCAACUGCAAGCUCAUCAACAGCACUUUCCUGCACAACAAAGAGGGCUGCCUGCUCAGUGAUGUCAGUGAUGAGAACAAUGCCUAUAUGGUCUACUUUGUCAGUUUCCUGGGCACCUUGGCUGUGUUGCCAGGCAACAUCGUCUCUGCACUGCUCAUGGACAAGAUCGGACGGCUGAGGAUGCUAGCGGGCUCCAGUGUGAUCUCUUGCAUCAGCUGUUUCUUCCUGUCUUUUGGCAACAGCGAGUCAGCCAUGAUUGCUCUGCUCUGCCUGUUUGGGGGAAUCAGCAUCGCUUCCUGGAAUGCCCUGGAUGUGCUGACCGUCGAGCUCUACCCCUCUGACAAGAGAACCACAGCAUUUGGCUUCCUCAAUGCCCUCUGUAAAUUAGCGGCUGUUUUAGGAAUCAGCAUCUUCACCUCGUUCGUUGGUAUCACCAAGGCUGUGCCCAUCCUCUUUGCUUCGGGGGCACUGGCGAUGGGCAGUUUUCUGGCCCUCAAACUACCAGAGACGCGGGGUCAGGUGCUGCAAUAGUGUGGCGCCAACAACUUUAGGGGGGGGCAGAAGAGUUUUUGCCACACUGUGAAUGAACAGCUCAAGAGCCCUCCAAACCCUACCCUCUCACCCUCCCUCAAAAUGAUAGAGUAAAGUUUGUGCACAUACUAAGACCACACAGAAGAGCGACAAAGAUCUGAUGUAAAUAUUUGGGAUUAGUGAUUAUUUGAUAGUUACCCAUCCAUGCUAUCAAUAGUGAAGCUGUGAAAAACCAUUAGAAUGACCGAAUAAACCUUGAGCUGAGACAAAUUGUUGUUGGUUGCUCAGAUUUUCUGCAGAAACAUGAGGCUAAAGUAAUAACAUUUUUAGUGAGAGCAUGACAUUUCGUUCCCGGAAUAUAAUAGUAAAUUUAGAUUCAGUCCCCCCAAGGAUGACUACAUACACCUGGGGUUGGAGGUCAGGGGAUGGGGGCUCUUGAAAAUGAGCCAUGCAAAUAGACUUAUAGAAAUGACCACUAGCCAUUGUUGCAGAGUUCUUUGUAGUCACUUCCAUUCUUCUGAUCAAAUUCACCUCACCCGUCAAGUCUCGAGUACUUUGCUAUUGUCGGACAUAGAAUCAAAAAUGUGUCAUUUUUCGCUUUCGGUUGAAGCAUUUUUGACUUUGCUGGGUAAUACCAAAACACUCUUGGCUUUCUCUUUAAUCAAAGACAUCAUCGUCAUUCUUUAUCUUCUGAGGUCUUGUGUUGGUGUACAGACUAACUGCCAUUUUAUAGAUUAUAGAACAUUCCAGGUUUGCUUUUGUUGUUGUUAGAAUGUGAUGAGUUCAUCGAGCCCCUCUCCCUUUAAAACAUUGUUUCUGAUCACCUCCAAACAUUCAUGAGAGCAUUCAAAUCAGUCAAUGGAUUUGUUUUUCAUCGCCAAGUGCACAUUUUGUGCUGUCAUGAUCGCCAUUUCAUCACAAAGAUGAAGCUGUUUGUUAAAAUGUACAUUUGAAGUACAACCAGUGAGAAUGUUCCAAACAAUAUUUGAUUAAAAUGUUCAGGAUCUCACACUCAAUCAUCAUAGUUUAAUCAUAUGAUAUAUCUCUUUGUAAGAAAUGCCUUUUCGGAAGCUCUCCUCCCAGACUUAGACUUUUUCUUUUAUGAAAUAUGUUUUGGAGGGUGUUAUGCAUGGCACAAUGUAUGUAUGUAAAUUUAUGAAAAUUCAGAGUACAACAUGUGAACAGCAUUCUGGACAAGUUGCAUUUGCUCAUCGAAUAAUCUCUAGUUACCGUUAUGUGUUGACAUUUCCUACCCACAAAAUACUUCUGCUCUUGGUAGCGGCGAUAACAUGAACAUUGAUGUACCUUACCCCAGUCUUCUUAGAGCACACGCCACAGAAUGGUCUAAAAAUAUUUUAUUCCUUUAUUACCUUAAAUCAUACUAUUACAUAAGGAAGAAAAGCAGGUAAUCAACAGGAUUAAAAAAGUUACACAAAAAGCCUACAGUUUUCUUUUUUACUGUUUUAUUGCAGGCACAAUUUGUUUUAAGUGUGUAAGGGAUGACAGAUAAACUAUAAUCUAAUUAUUUGUGUGAACCGAAUGUUUAUAUUAAUGAACGUGCUUCAUGAGUGCAAUAUUGAACCUCUGUGCAAUAUUGAGAUUUUGUUUUAUUUUUUAUGUCUUUUACGAUUUUGUUACCAUUUAGCUACCAUUUGGCAAACCAAUUCUGAUUUGUGAAAGGUUGUGGGGUAGCUGUCUUAUAUUGAUAAUGGAACAUGAUGUGAUGGUGUGUGAACGUACUGGACCUACUUAACCUGUUUUUUCUCUUGGGUCAAGAAAGACUGAAUUUAAUAGAAAGUCAGUAGAGUAGAUAUUAAAAUUGCAGCAGAGUUCUUCUAUUUUAAAUUUUCCUAAUGUGGAUGUCCUUGGAGCACAUAACACGUUGAACAACGAGGAUUAAAUGCAGUUGAAAAUGAUUAUUCUGCUAAUAAGGGCAUGGAUUUUGAGUCCACUGGGGCAUUGUGUUUACUUGUGCUUUAUUAGACAAAUGUAGCUAUAUAUAACACGACAUUCACCAUAGAGAACUCACAGUCAAGGGCUGAUUGUCAUAUAUCCCACACUGGUAACAGCACAGAGUUUCGGCAUAAAUGAUUGCCACAUUCCCCUGAUCUUGACACGCAAGGAUAAUAUGUUCACAAUUGCAUGAUAAAAGAAAAACAAUCAUUAACAUGUCAGAUUAACAAAAAAAAUAGUUUCCGUCCAAACUGCCAUUUUGUAGGAUAGCAGCCAUACAUAGACUCAAGACAGUUGAAUAAAUAGAAAACCCAUUGCACUAAUUGUACACGAUCGUACAUGCACAAUUGUGAAUGCCUUGAGGUCUUCAAGACGCAUUCUGAUACAGCCUUGCUAGAGACUGAACGAAGGACAAGGUGAGCGUUUAGCAAGAGCACAAAGACCAAAACCUACUAAAUGACAAGAUUGUGAACAUAAGUGCAGUUGUGAACAUAAGUGCUUCAAGCUUUGAUGACCUGCCCCUUACAUCUCACUCCCUCUGUCUCACACUGAUCUCGCUCCAAAUUUGACAUCUGACCCAUUAGUUAUGAGUGUGCCAUCGCUCAUAAAUUAUUGCCAAAUAUUUUGUAUGGCCUGAAUUUACACAUUACACCAUGAAUUCCAUGAAGUUAUAAAUAAAUGUACUUAUAACAUACUACAUUGCAGUAGGUUUUUGUAGGUUUUCAGCUAUUGAUCACGUGAAACAAGAACAACUGGACUCAUUAUGGUAAUGAAGAUUUUUCACAACUCAUCUCCAAAGCGUCUUUAAGCGUCCAGCUGCUCUUGUUUUAAAACUACAAGAAAUAAUGGCUUCAGAAGCCAAAUAGCCAGAAAGUCAGAAAACUAAAUUUGCCCAGAUUCCCUCUUAAAAGCACAUUGAUAGUAUAUAAAUGCACAAUUACUGUACAAAUAUAAAAAGUCAGCAGUCCUAUUCUCUCUAUGUUGUCCUGUAUCACCCAUGAAAUUUAAGAACCACGAUGUCAAGAUAACUGUUGUAUUUGUUCAACAUUGAAUGCUGUUAAAGCUCUAACCUGUCUCAGUGACUCAGUUCAGACUGUCCAAGUCAAAAUUGUCUCUCUUUUAGAUACAUAUCUUAGCUUAUGUUACAGGGUUUUUUUGUAUAAUUAACUUGUUGCCUGAGCAACAGUCAAUCGUGCGUGCAAACGUUAACAAAGCAAUAAGUGUUUGGGUAUUUGUCUCUAAUUCUCUUCUUUGAAGCUAUUGGGAAUUGGAGCACAUUACUAUAUGCUGGCCUUGUCCACUAAAAUGCUGAGUGUUGGCUUAAUAAUGACACAGGACUUAACAGCUAACAUUCAUGUAUACUCUCUAAAAACAACACUAAGUCUUGAAGCUUUUGUCAAUAAGAUUGCAUUGCCAUUAAUUAAAUGUAACAAAGAAUCUAUCACUUUUGUCAUUGUAGUGUGCUGUAGAAAUUGUAGUUGAUUGUAUGUAAGUAUAGAAACUGUUUGUGAAACCAUGAAUAUAAAAAAGUAAAAAAAAAAAGAAAAAAGAAAAAAAGAAGUGUAAAUGCUGUAUGUUGUCUUUGAUUUUGUGUGUUUUGUAAAAGAGAAUGAAAUAUAAGAAAAUACAUCAAUGUUAAAUAGUGGUUAUGAAUCAUAGUUAGCCUAAAUGUGACAACAUCAGUUCUGUUUAAAGGUGUGUGAGAUUUUUUCUUAUAUUAUAUCAUUGUUGAUUUUUGAAUGGGGUUGCACUAACUGACCCUUUGGAAUCACAAUAGAUAUAAAGAACCAUGAAGAAUAAACAAGUGGAAAAUUAUGUAAAGUCAA
This is a messenger RNA of Micropterus salmoides (largemouth bass), 6342 nucleotides long. It is a transcript of the gene sv2a, whose product is annotated as synaptic vesicle glycoprotein 2A. NCBI's taxonomy places the organism in Eukaryota, Metazoa, Chordata, Actinopteri, Centrarchiformes, Centrarchidae. Gene Ontology annotation, cellular component: membrane. The coding region runs from base 347 to 2563 and encodes 738 amino acids. The record is from RefSeq and is a predicted model, not a curated record. Gene Ontology annotation, biological process: transmembrane transport; chemical synaptic transmission. Gene Ontology annotation, molecular function: transmembrane transporter activity. The transcript has 13 exons.